CCGCGGUCAUGUGACUCGCUAUGAUUCUUCAUUGUCGGCAGCUGCAGUGCACGGAACCUGCUGAACGACAGACAGGCAGACAGGCAGGGAGACAGACAGGCUGACAGGCUGGUAGGCAGGCUGGCAGACAGACAGGCAGACAGACAGACAGACAGACAGACAGACAGACAGACAGAAGAGAUGCAGGUGGCAAUCUUUUGUUAUUUCCUGUUCCUCUUCCUGGGUGGUGAUGCAGCUCCGGCUGCAGACGAGGUGACUUACCUGCCCGGCCUGCAGAAACAGCCGAGUUUCAGACAGUUCUCUGGAUACCUGAGUGUGGCCGAUGGGAAACACCUGCACUACUGGUUCGUGGAGUCUCAGAACGACCCGUCUUCAGACCCGGUGGUGUUGUGGUUGAACGGCGGUCCUGGCUGCAGCUCUCUGGACGGACUGCUAACAGAACACGGACCCUUCCUGAUCCAGGAUGAUGGAGUGACGCUGCAGUACAAUCCAUAUUCGUGGAACAAGAUUGCCAACAUGUUGUACCUGGAGUCUCCGGUAGGAGUCGGCUUCUCGUACUCCGACGAUCAGAAAUAUGUCACGAAUGACACGGAGGUGUCGAUGAACAACUUCCUGGCUCUGAAGGAGUUCUUCCGUCUGUUUCCAGAGUUCAGCAAGAACCAACUUUUCCUGACUGGAGAGAGUUACGGAGGAAUCUACAUCCCAACGCUCGCUGAGCGUGUAAUGGAGGAUGCUAGCCUCAACCUGCAGGGUGUUGCAGUGGGAAACGGGAUGUCGAGUUACGAGAUGAACGACAACUCUCUGGUGUACUUUGCGUAUUAUCACGGCCUGCUGGGAAGUCGGCUCUGGGCCGAUCUGCAGACAUUCUGCUGCAGCGCUGGGAAGUGCAACUUCUACAACAACCAGGACCAGAACUGCUCUGCCAGGCUGUCUGACGUCCAGGACAUCGUCUACAGUUCAGGACUGAACAUGUACAACCUGUAUGCACCAUGUAUAGGUGGCGUCCACCAGAGAUACAGUAUUGAACGAGGUGAACUGGUGAUCCGGGAUCUGGGGAACUCGUUCAUCAACCAUCCAUGGACUAGGUUGUGGAACCAGAAGUUACGAGGUCUGUCAUCGCUCCACCUGUCGGUCCGUCUGGACCCGCCCUGCACUAACUCCACUCCCUCCUCCCUCUACCUGAACAACCGGUAUGUCCGAGCUGCCCUGCAUAUCAGCCCCAAAGCCCUGGACUGGGUCAUCUGCAGCUCUGAGGUGAAUCUGAACUAUGGUCGUCUCUACAUGGACGUCAGCAAACAGUACCUGAAGCUGCUUUCUGCCCUGAAGUAUCGGGUCCUGGUGUAUAAUGGGGACGUUGACAUGGCCUGUAACUUCAUGGGCGAUGAGUGGUUCGUCGAGUCUCUGCACCAGCAGGUGGAGGUUCAGAGGCGUCCGUGGUUCUACGAUGAUGAAGACGGUCGGCAGGUUGGCGGCUUCGUCAAAGAGUUCAACAACAUCGCCUUCCUCACUGUGAAGGGUUCUGGUCACAUGGUCCCAUCAGACAAACCAGUUGCUGCCUUCGCCAUGUUCUCUAGAUUCAUCCAGAGGAAACCGUACUGACCCCCACCCGCUCUGGUUCUGACCCGCUCUGGUUCUGACCCACCCUGCUUCUGACCCGCUCUGGUCCUGACCCGCUCUGGUCCUACCCUUCUGCCUGCUGUAUUUUCAUUGGAUCAUUAUUUUUCACUGCCAGCCAAUUGGCACACUCAGAUUUAUUGUUGCAGGGAAUGACAUGUCUCAAACCUCAGCCAAUCACAGCACUGCUUCUGAAUCACUCUACUGGUUACAUGUGGUUGUCAUGGAAACGAGCACUGCCGCCAGUCUUUGUUUGAAUGUGAAUUUUUUUUUUUUUUUUUUUUAA
Messenger RNA from Larimichthys crocea (large yellow croaker), 1900 nucleotides. RefSeq names its product cathepsin A (gene ctsa). Gene Ontology annotation, biological process: proteolysis. Gene Ontology annotation, molecular function: serine-type carboxypeptidase activity. The record is from RefSeq and is a predicted model, not a curated record. Lineage: Eukaryota; Metazoa; Chordata; Actinopteri; Sciaenidae. The transcript has 14 exons. The coding region runs from base 181 to 1599 and encodes 472 amino acids.